AGAGUCGAACGGGCGUUUCAUUUCCACCGCCCCUGCAACUGAAGAGAAAUUAAAGUUGAUCCUCCUGCAAAAGAAUAUCCACAUGUGCCCUAAACUCUUGAAAAAUAGCUAUAAACUACAACAGAAGUUAAAAUGGAUCUGAGGUAUGUGUUGGUUAUCGCGGUCAUCUCGUUAAUCUAUGUAAAAUGUGAAUCCAGUCCAUUGGAUGACUUGGUUAUUGAUCGCUACUCCAUACCCACACUUUGUCCAAGAGAAGUGCAAACCGGGGAUUUCGUACGCUAUCAUUUCAACGGAACACUUCCUGAUGGGAAAAAGUUUGAAUCGAGUCAUGAUAAAGGUAAACCAUUCGUGGGGCAGGUCGGACUGGGUAGUGCGGUGAUCACCGGGCUUGAUCGGGGAGUCCUGGGAAUGUGUGUGAAUGAACGCAGGAAGCUCACCAUCCCCCCUCACCUGGCUUAUGGAGUCCUAGGCGCAGGUACAGUGAUACCUCCAGACACCACUCUGGCGUUUGAUGUUGUCUUGCUGGAUGUGUGGAACAUGGAUGAUAAGGUCCAGACUCGCACCCUCAGCAAACCCCAAGACUGCAAGCGCAAAGUGAUCGCCACAGACUUCAUCCGGUACCACUAUAAUGGAACCCUGAUGAAUGGAACCCUGUUUGACUCCAGCCAUAGCAGGGCGAGGACAUAUGACACGUAUGUUGGCGAGGGUUACUUGAUCAAAGGCAUGGACAUCGGCCUGCUGGGCAUGUGUGUGGGAGAGAGACGCUCUAUUCUCAUUCCCCCAUUCCUGGGCUACGAGGAUAAAGGAUACGGUUCUGUGAUCCCUCCACAUGCCAGUCUGGUGUUUGAUGUGUUGUUGGUCGACCAUUUCCACGCCAACGACACUAUCGAGGUGGAGGUUCUAUACACUCCUGAGUCCUGCACCAGGAAAUCCGUGUCGGGCGAUUACAUCCGCUACCAUUAUAACGGCACCCUCCAGGAUGGCACCCUCUUUGACAGCAGUUAUCAGCGUAACAGCACGUACAACACUUACAUCGGGAUGGGAUUCGUGAUCCUUGGCAUAGACAAGGCUCUGCAGGGAGUGUGUAUAGGGGACAAGAGACGGGUCAAAAUCCCUCCUCAUAUGGCCUACGGCGAGAGUGGAGUGGAGGGUAUGAUCCCUGGAUCAGCAGUGCUCAUCUUUAACAUCCACGUGAUUGACUUCCACAAUCCUAACGACACAGUGGCCAUCAAAGUGACACAUAAGCCAAACAUCUGUAACCUGACCACCGCUAGCAAUGACCUCAUCCAGUACCGUUACAACUGCUCUCUGCUGGACGGCACUUUGCUCUACACCUCAGAUAACUUUGAUCUGCCCCCUCGGACCACGCUGGGCGCGGGGAAGAUCAUUGAGGGUCUGGACACGGGGCUCCUGGGCAUGUGUGUGGGCGAGAAGAGGGAUGUCCUCGUGCCCCCGCAUCUCGGCCACGGAGAGAAUGGAGCGGCUGAGGUUCCCAGCAGUGCGGUGCUGAUGUUUGAGCUGGAGCUCCUGGAGGUGCAGAAGGGGGUUCCUGACGGCUACCUGUUUGUGUGGCUGGGAGACAGUCCAGACCCCCUGUUCCCCGCCAUGGACUUGAACAAGGACCAGGAGGUUCCCCUGGAAGAGUUUACCACCUUCAUCGAGUCCCAGAUCGCCGAUGGCAAAGGUCGCAUGCGUCCAGGGAUGGACAAGGACGUCGUCAUCAAAGAUAUGUUCACCAAUCAGGAUCGUAACAACAAUGGCAAGAUCACCGCAGAAGAGCUUAAACUCAAAUCAGAUGAGGACCCCCCCAAGCAUGAAGAACUGUAAGAGGCACAUUAAACCAAUGAGAAAGAGAUCUUAGGGGGAGGGAGGGAGGGAGGGAGGGAGGAGAGGCAGAGACUUGGAAACCAUACCAACAAAACUUCACUGAAUCGUUGUCUAGCCAGUCAUUGAACAAAACACCACCAACUACUCAUUCAGACCCAAUAUCUUACAAUGCACUGCAGAUAUCCAAGAGGCUUGGUUUGCCUUCUGGUGUAAAAACGGGUGGUUGUAUGUUUUAGACAGGGUAUGUGCAAUACAAGACUUUUUUUUUGUAAGGACCUUGGAUCUUGUGACAUAUUAAAGAAUAAACAACAAACUGUGUUUGUAAUUAAAAAUGACAAAAAAUUGAAUAUGUGAAUUGCCUACAAGAUUACUGUUUUUUAGCCAACCCUGAUUUUUUUUCUCAAAGGUUGGAUAGAGCAGAGAUAAUUGAACUGUCUGAAAACAAUAUAAUCCCCAGUCAAAAGUAUAGCACAAUUGUAUGUGCCUAUAAUUGUAUGUACAACACUUCUGUAGAUGUUUAGUCCAAUAAAAAUGAUGCCUGUGGGUGCUUUUUUGUUUUUUAAUAAAAGAUUGAUUGGUGUUGUCUGAAUUAAAA
Clupea harengus (Atlantic herring) is the source of this 2422-nucleotide messenger RNA. Its product is annotated as peptidyl-prolyl cis-trans isomerase FKBP10-like. The record is from RefSeq and is a predicted model, not a curated record. Gene Ontology annotation, molecular function: calcium ion binding; peptidyl-prolyl cis-trans isomerase activity. Gene Ontology annotation, cellular component: endoplasmic reticulum. NCBI's taxonomy places the organism in Eukaryota, Metazoa, Chordata, Actinopteri, Clupeiformes, Clupeidae.